Messenger RNA from Staurois parvus, 438 nucleotides. NCBI's taxonomy places the organism in Eukaryota, Metazoa, Chordata, Amphibia, Anura, Ranidae. The record is from the annotation of a GenBank genome assembly.
UUUCAGGCUACAGUUGCUGCAUUUGCUGCUAGCGAAGGCCAUUCUCACCCUCGUGUUGUGGAGCUGCCAAAAACUGAUGAAGGACUUGGUUUCAAUGUCAUGGGGGGAAAGGAACAGAAUUCCCCAAUUUACAUCUCUCGCAUCAUUCCAGGAGGGGUAGCAGAGCGACAUGGAGGACUGAAGAGGGGAGAUCAGCUGCUUUCUGUGAAUGGAGUGAGCGUGGAAGGAGAACAUCACGAGAAGGCAGUGGAGUUGCUGAAGGCUGCAAAAGACAGUGUUAAACUGGUAGUGCGAUACACACCCAAGGUGUUGGAUGAGAUGGAAGCUCGUUUUGAGAAGCUGAGGACUGCCAGGCGCAGGCAGCAACAACAACAGAUAUUAAUUCAACAGCAGCAACAACAACAGCAACAACAGACACAGCAAAAUCAUAUGUCGUAG